CGGGGCUAGGCAGCUGGCUAUUCCCAGGCAUUCAGAGACACAGGGGGCUGGGGCUGCACACUGGAGCCCAAGCUGGCAGGGCUGGCUAACUUUACAGGGAUCACCCCUAGACUGCCACUGCUGACUGAUCCUGCAGGGAAGACACCCCCACUGCACUGGAGAAGGUGUCUUACUCAACUGAAGCUGGCUGCCUGGUAAUGAGAACUUUACUGUGUUAUGAAUGCCUCCUGCAGGCCCCUCCUCACAUGGGGGUGAUAUAAACACAGGGCAGGUUAUGACUUGGGAUGAAGUUGUCUCCCUGCAGCAUUUAUUAGAUCAUCUGUCAGGUUCAGAGAAAGGCCAGGGUGGGUAUGUAGUAUGUGAGCUGCAGGGUUGGCAUUUUACACUGUAUUUCCAUUGGAAUUCUGGCAAAACUGGUCUGCAGUGUCCUCUGCCAGUGGGACUGAAAUCAGGGCUAGGCUCUUUUGCAUCAGGGUUUGUCUAUCAGUCAGUGGGAGGUCACGAGUGUUCCUGUUCUGCAAAGCUUGCUGUUUUAUUUUCGUGUUCACUAUAAGACUGGAGUAACGUAAUAAAGGCAAAUCCUAAUGGGAAAUAUUACCCCCUGCUACCUAAGAGGAUCUGCGUCAUCUGUGGACUUUUUAUUACCACUCCCUGUUUUCAAAUUUGGGUUUUCCAGUCUAUAUUAGAGCAGGUCUGUUCUAGAACACCUACAUUGACAGCAGUCCAGCUCUUAUCACAGCCAGCAGUCUGCUCCUGGGCUUCCUGAUUUGUUAAACAUAUCACCUAUUAUGGGCAUUUGGAUCUAUUUGCUCCCUCUGUAAGCCAAAUAAGCUGCCAUCUAUGCACUCCUUGCUAAUGUUGUGUGUACCUUGAAGUCUGACAGUGAAUCUAGUUCUGGAUACACCCAUUUUAGUAUCUAGUGAUGUAAAUGAAAGGGUUUGUUCCAGUGAUUCCUGUUUUGGUUUGCACAUUGUCUAGUGGACACCUAUAGAAGUGUUAUCCAAGGUUAUUUGCACAGAUAUUUAGUGUGAGCGCGCUCACUGCUGUAUAUUUAGUACAUUGUGUUAAAAGAGUGAUUUUGGGAGCAGACUGUACUGACUGCAGUCUGGACAAGGCAUUUUUAUUUAUUUAUAAAAUAUUUUACCAGGAAAGAUACAUUAAGGUUUCUCUCGUUUUCAGAUAUGUCCUGGGUCCACAAAACAUUGAAUUGAUACAAUAGGGUACAGUAAAAUACACUGCCUUGAUGCUGGUAGGGUACAUUCAGUAUUGCAGCUGAUUACACACUGCAGGAGAGCAAGAAGAGACUCCAUGGGUAAUGCCUCUUACUCCACGCACCAUAACCACUUCAGUGAUUCAAAGUGGUCAUGGUGCCUUAAGUCUGCAAAUAUAGUGUUUUACUUUGAAAUGUGGCACAUAUGGAGUUUAACACCUUUUUCCAGAUAUGUCACUUCACCUCUUGCAGCUUUUCGUUAGAAGCUUUGAAUGGUUCCAACGUGAUAGUGCUGCUUUAAAGGGACACUAUAGGCACUUCAUCUCAUCAAAAUGGAUUUGGCUACAGUGUCCCUUUUCCCCUUAAUGUGCAAUGUAAAACUGCUACCAGGCGGCCACUAGAGGCAUUUCCUGCAGUUUGAAUCAAUGCAUCUCUAUGAGGAAUGUUCAGCGCCUCCGUGGAGAGGCUAAACAUGCAGCAUUGACCCAGGAAGCUCCUCUAGCGGCCAUCUGAGUGACUGUCACAAGAGGUGUUCCUAGACCGUAAUGUUCACAAUAAAGAGCAUGCAGGGACAGGCUAUACACACCAGAGCAACUACACUAAAGCGGCACUGUCAUGCCGAACUUGCCUUUCUUUAAUCGAUUCCUCUUCUCUCCCUCAGUCAGGAUCUGUUCUUCAUUUCUUCCUAUCUGCUCUAGUCUAAAUUGGUCUUUCAGCCAACUUCACUAAUACUAAGUAAAAAAUUACUUAGUAUUAGUAAAUCCUGCCCCUACUCGCUAUAUCGCAAGUAAGGGCAUGUGUAGUAAACAGUGAGAUGCCUGUGGCUGCUCACUAUAAAAAAACACAAAAAAAACCCCCAAAAUAUAGUAUUCCCCCCCGAGCCCCCACCCAUGUCGGCUGCUCACUGUAAAAAAACAAAGCCCAAAACAUAGUAUCACCCCCCCCUCCUGAGCCCCUACCAUGCCAUGCGAGUGGGGGCUCUUAAACUGAACACAUUGGUCCUAUUUCCCCCCCACACACCCUUGAGCAACAGGUGGGGGCCUUAAAUUACAAUGGGGGGGACCUAAAAAAAUCCAUCUUCACCCAGCGAGGGCACUGCACAGACUGAGCUCCGCAGGGCAGGGAAAGGCUUAUAAAGCCUUCCCACGCCCUGCACUUAGGCUCAGAGCGAUCUGAUUGGUUGGUUUAAGCCAACCAAUCAGAGUGCUGUGACAGGUAAAUGUAGAGACUUGAAAUCCAACCAAUCAGAGUGCUCUGUCAUUUUACACAGCGUGGUUAAGUUCUUUGGAAUUUUCCCAUGCAGUGUAAUUUGACUCAUUGCAACACUCGAAUCGGUUCCUUUCAAUCAACCAAUCACAGUGUUCUGAGUCAAACAUAACUCCUAAAUGGCAGAGAAAUGAGCAGUGAGACUUCAGAGGCAUAAUCUGUACAGUAAACAUACUUAAUUUAGCUAAAGUUAUUUUGGUGCUUAUAGUUUCCGUUUUAAGAGUUUUCAAAGGGUUACUUCUGAGCAUUAUUAUCAUCACAGCCCAUUGUAGUGGUAAUUAUGGCAGGAGUACCUGGCGCCGCUCCCUGGUAAAGGGGCAAACCGUUUCUUACCUGGUGUUCUCAAUGCCAGCUAAAUGGCAUUCAUCUUCUGGUGGUUAUUCAUCGGCUGAGAGCAUUAGCUGAGCACUAUCAGACAAUGAAUGAGUGAACGGAUAUUAGCCAGCCUUGAACACUCUUUCCGGGUUUUCUAAUGUUGUGUUGGAGAUUGAGUCACACCUCCAGUACAACAAUGGCCAUCUAAGUGGGUGCAAUAUUUGCACAAAAUUCCAGGGCAAUAAAGUAUAAGGGGAUUGUACCUCCCGGGGCUUUAUACGAAUAUGCUCCGUGAUUGCAGAUCAGCAAACAUCUGUUCAGCUGAAUAAGAAGCUUGGAGCUGAUUGGAGUAUCAGCAUGGAGCCCUGGGAGGGCUAUCUCUUUUUAGAUAUUGCGUUAGGGCGGUUUUCUUUUUGCCCCUUUUUUAUGUUCACCAUCUUUUAGAUCAUGUGCUUGCUUUAGUUAUAUUUCCAUUGCUAUAAGUAAAUUGAGCACAUUUCCUUUAAGUCAUGUUCUGUUUUUUUUAUUAAUGUGAGUGCAUUAUUUACUUACAGCGAGGUAACGUUCUACCAAAAAAAACAACAAUUCAGCAUAUCCCCUCCGAAGCCUCCAUUAAAAUAACACAAUCUGAAAGCCUCCAUGCUCCGUGACACACGGAACUAGAGGAAACUAUUAUUCCUCAUCUGACUAUUCAAUGUCUGUAAGCCCUUUGCACACACUUGAGAAUAAUGGCAGCUUGUGUAUAGGCUAAGUUGCUUCUUGGCCUGAAAAUGCAGGGGCUUCAAAAGCAAGUUUAUUUUUUUUUUUUUAUUAUUUAUUAUUUUUAUAUAAUUUCUUUUGCAUAUUUUAUUAUUGUGACGAUACCUUACCUGUAUCCUCCGGACCCACGCUGCGCGGCGGUCUCCCUGGCUGCUUCCGGGAGGCGGAGCAGCCUGUUGGAUGCUAGCCGCUUGCGGCAAAGCCCCUCUUAUGACACGGUGAAUGUGCGCCAACGUCAUCAGGGUUUUGCCGCGAAAAUUCAAACGUGGCCAGGCUCCCGGACUUUUUGGGGGUGUGGCUUUAAAGAUGAGGGCCACUCACUAUAUAAGGGCGCCCCUGUCCUUUCCCCAGCGCCCUAGUGUGGUCUGUAUUUGGUCCCUCUAGUGCUACUGUUACUCUUGUUUGUCUUUCUGGUAUUUUGACCCUUGGCUUCCUCUCUGACUACUCUCCUCUCUGGUUCCCCGAAUUUUGGCUUGGUGAUUCUCGUUUAUUCCGUCUUCUGUACUCCAUUGACCUUCGGCUAUCCUAUUGACUAUUCUCGGACGUUUAGCCCGGCCAUUCUAAGGACCGGUAUACGUCUCCUUUUGGGUUACGCUCUGCGUGAAGGGGUCACUGUUGUGACAAUUAUUGCAUAGUCUCCAGCUUGAAGAGAAGUAGGACGAGCACCAAUAUCUGGACCAGCAUGAAAUAGUAUGGGAUUAACAUAUGCUAGGGUAUAAGAUGUUCCUGAUAGACUCUUGGUAAAUGUAACUGUUCACGGAGCCAAAAUGCUGAUUGCAUCUAACAAAAGGCAAGGCUUACUCAACAUGCUGCCAUGUUUCUUGUUUAUUUUCUCUUCUCCUAGGUGACAGUUGAUGAUUUGCCGCUUUGUGGUUUUUCUCACCCUAACUGAGUUUUGAAAUACUUGGUAGAAAUAGAAUAAGAGAAAUCUAAAUUGAUUUUAAAGAGAAUUUUCACACGUUGGCUAUUGGUUGGACAAUUUACAAUCGUUCCCUUUUCCUCUAAGGCAUAACUUGGCAUAUCAUGUAAAUGAUCCUUUGACAACGUGUGUGAUAUAUAAAGAAUGCCUAGUGAAUCUUGAGAAUAGGGAAGAGCUGUGUAAGUUUGUCUAUACCUGCCUCCAUGACAGGAGUUCUUUGUAAGAAUUUAGUUUUGUGAUACUUUUUUGCAUUGUUUCGUAGUGCUAAUUAGCAGCUACUGGACUUGGUUUGUGUAAUUUGGAUCUAAUGGUCAUGUUAACAAAUGUAACCUUGUUUUUACCAUCCCUUACAGCUAAAAUGGAUCCUGACUUAUCAGCCCCUCACCAGGUUCUUGGGAGAUCCCAGCUGAACGCUGCCACGGGCGCUGAUGGCCGUGAAGAUUCCCAUAAACCUGGCCCCUCUGGCUCACAAUCUUCUCCUGUCUUUUCACCUGUGCCAGGUAAGAUUGAAAUUCGUAGGGUAGUCUGAGGUACUUGGAUAAGUUUUAUGGAUUUUAUUAUUUAUUUAUUACAUGCUUUUUUGUGGAUGAUUCAUUCUUGUAAAUAACAGUGGUGACGCCAACAAGCGCAGACCAAUAUAACUCCUGUAAAUUGUGUCCGUGGGCAUUUGUGCGGGUUUUGCAAAUAUUCCAAGUUCCUGACUCCAUUCCAAUCUGGUUUCCAUUCUUAUCACUCAACAUGUAUUGCCUGCUCACUUAAUAUGAUCUCUGCAACUACAUUCAGAGUCCCGUGGAACAAGGUGACUCUAUCUUACCUUGUAAAAUAUGUAAGAAAUCAUUUAUUUAAAUAUUUUAUUUUUUACUAGGUAAAUAGCAUUUACCAAGGGCACUAUUUAGGUAGUGUGUUCUUCCAUGCAGGCAAAUGUAUUUAGAACACAAUAUAUAUGCUUUUAAAUACCAAUAUUAUUUUUUUAUUUUAACAUUCGGCACAUUUUGUUAAUUUGUGUUAUUCUUUCUAUAAAUAGAAUUUUAUUUAAAUUAAUUAGUACACAAAUGUGUAAUUCCGUGCUAAAGUUUUUAAGUAUUCAAUGGAAAACUUAUAAUAUUAUAUAUAAAAAAAAAAAAAUGUUUGAAACCUUUUUAUGUGUUUUUUUUAUUUUGUAAUGCAUACAUAUGUUGUUUUUGGUUCAGUUUCCGGUUUGCACUUGCUCAGUGUGUGUGAUAGUCCUGAAAGCCAUGAUUGCCACAUAAGUUGCGCUACUGGCGCUCAAACCCAGGCAUCUUAAAUCUGCACUGUGAGCUGGUUUCAGCUGUGUGUUGGUCAGGUAUAUGGUGAAUUUCAGUUCUUAAAAGGCAAUGGUGACAUCCUGAGAUUUUUUUCCAAUAUUUUAUUUACUUCUUCCCUAUAGUUAAUUUAAUGGACAAUGCAAGCACAAAAUUACUUCAUAUAAUAAAGUGGUUUUUGUUUACUUCCCUUUUUUUUUUUUUAACAUUGUAGGACAUAGUUCUAUGUGUUUUUAAUUUCUAGAAGUGAUGGUUUCCCUUUAAAUCAAUAUUUCUUGUUUUACUGUAAGGUUAUGUGAUUAAGGCUUUAUUGGGUUUAUGUCGUUUUAUAGAUUUAAAACUCUAGUGACUGACCUCACACUUCUCAGAUUUGAGCGUUCUUGUGUUUAGAUUGUUGUGUAUUCAUUAAUAUUGGUGAUCAUGUCAGCAAGGCACAUCUGAUACCGAGUGUACCAUCAUGUGGAUCAUGUACGGUGUGAGAUAUGGAAGAUGUAACUACAGGAAAUAUAUUGAGUAACGGCACUCUUCAUGUGCAAUCUCCAGUAACAUGCCAAGCCUAAAGGGGCAUCUUGGGUUAAUUUAAAUUGGUGAGCAAAAAAGAAACCUGGCCUCUGUGUUCUCCUUCCAUACAAUAAACAACCAAGACAUUAAAUAUAAUUAGCUGCCUCUUAUACAAGAAGGUUGACUCUCCGAGUUUUGGUUUGUUCCCAGUGCAUUGUGGAAGUUUAUAACGACACGUUGUAGCUGCUACCAACCCUUUUGAUCAGUGGUCUUCAGACAGAGAAACUGGAACAGCAAUUCUUGUUGCACAUGCUUCAUAAUGGCACAUAUUAGCUCAUAAUGUAGAGGGAUGUUCUUUUAGUUGUUGCCUGGUGAUGUCCUUUUCUAGUUACUGUGAGCUACCCACUCGGCCCGUGUGCCGGAAUGCAAGGCAUACAUGUGCACUAGGACUUACUGUCCAAGAUGAUUGAUGUUGGUCAGAAACGUACUUAAGCCGCCUUCUACUCCAAUUAGGUUAUUUUCUAUGAUAUCUGUACCUGCCUAGUAGCAAUGACCUUGUCCUGUUUUUAAUGGCUUGUUCUUGCAAGGUUUUGUUAAGUCUGGCCAUUUUAUUAUACAUCUUAAACUUUUUUUUACCUAUUAUCUAUCUUUUUGUAUCUUUAAUAGUAACCUUUGGCUUGAACUCCACAAAAAGAUCUGUACAUUACCAGCUGCAGUAGUUUUGCAGAACUGUUGCAUAUUGGAUUUUUGUUUUAUCCUUUGCCUGUUAAUUGUUCCUUGUCGCCUGCAAAUCAACCAAAUCGUCUUUAGUGCAAUGUAUAGAGUUCAGGAUGUGAUUAUAAAACUAAAUGAGAAGUGAUCAGUUUGUCAGCGCAUACAUCUUACCAUAGAAUACCUAUGGGAAAGGUUCUUUGGCUGGACUUUUUUUGUGCCUGCAGCCAUUUCAGAUUAAUUAUUGCUCCUUAUUUGUCUAAACUGUUACAUUAAAAAACGGACACUUCCUGUAUUUCAUAUAGGAGUUUAUUUACUAAACAAUGAAAUGCAAACUUUAGGCAAUCUAUGCUGAUUUUUUUUUAAAGUCUCUCACUCGGCUGCAGUCAUUCCUUGGUAACUUUAACCUUUAAAGCGACUCUGUUACUGGCUGUGGCUCUUUAUUUUUUUAAUUUAAAAAAAAAUAAUUUUAUAUCCCUAUCCCCACUCUGUGUACCCUAACAGCCCUGGCAGCUUAUUUAGUUUCCACCAGGUGUCCUUUUUUCCUCCCCAAUUUAUUUUUUGUCACCGUCUGAUCUCAAUUCCAGUUAAAAGCCAUCUUCUAAAGUUUUGCAGUGAAGUUGGGUCUCUGCUUUUGUCUGCCCGUCAUCAGUUCUCGGAGAUGCUUGUGUAGUCAUGUACGCAGGGGAUUUGGAGGACAGAUGACCAUUCUAGGGAAAAUCUAACUUGACAAAUGAAGUGGCACUUGCCUUAAACUUUGUCAAACAGAGGAAAAUAUAUAAGGCAAGACAGUCCCUUCUUUGCUUUAUGUAUUUUAAUAAAAUUAGAUAGAAAAGAUAAGAAGGCGAGAUUGGAAGAAAAGAAGAAUUGAUUGAGGAAAAGUAAGUUUGACAUGACGGAGCUGCUUUAAAUUUAGAAUUGAAUUUUUAGCUCACUACAGAUUGUUUUUUUUUUUUUGGGGGAAUGAAACUCCAUGCGUCACAUAUUCUACAAAAUGUUCUUACGAAAUGCUAGUUUUAGCCUAGUUAUAAGCAUAUCAUCUCAUCAUCUUUCAGAUACCAUUGAUGAAGAAGAGGAUGCCACUUUGCAGGAGUUGUUGGGAAAAGCCAAACCUGGCGAUGCGAAGGCACAGACUGAGGUAAUAAUAUGUGCGACCUAGGUCAUCUGAUGGGAUUGUGUUUGAAAGGUCCAGCAGCCAAGAGUUUUUUACUAGGUUAAAUCUUCACAUACAUACACAGUGCAUCGAGAUUAUAUUGUUUUAUUACCUGGAUAGGAUUUCCAAGACGGUAUCAAGUACUAAAACCCAAUGACUUGUAGUAUGUCCAUCUUCCUUUAUUAUUCAGCUACAUUCUGCUAGAAAUAAUUCAUUUCCAGUACCAAAAUCUUGCUGAGGAGUCUCAAAAGUACAAACCUGUACAGUUCCUGGUGGGUUUGUGGUCAUUAGUCGUUUUGGUUCCCAAGCCAUGCUUUGUUGUCCAAAAGAUGCGUUUAGAACUGCUCCAUUGCAAAGUCUUCCUGCAAAAAUGUAAAGUUUGAACCAUGAUGCUUAUUUAUGUUCAAUUGCAUAUCCAACAGGGCAAUUUGAGAAAAUUGAGGAAACAUAGUUUCUCAGAAAUGCUUUGCACAAGACAAACUUUUCCCAAAGUCUGAAAUGUGAAAUGUUGGUGAUAUAGAACAGUAAGUUUGCAGAAUGCGAUAUGAAGUAUGUUUGACAUUACUUCUCUUUAUCUUCUAUAAAUAAUAAGACCGGUUUGGAAACUAAGCUAAAAAAAAUAAAUCCUGUAAUUUCUCCGAUAGAAAACACUUUUCAUAACCCAAAGGCACUUGGGUUUUCAACUUUAAUUUAUUAUAAUUUUAUUAUUAUGGCCGAAACAUGUUAAUUAAUCUUAUGUCUUCAAUUACUUCACUUUUUUCUUCUUUUUCUGAUAAUUAUCCCCCCCCCCCAACUCACUGAGUGAACUCAUGUUCAUCUGUACAUGCGACAUGCAUUAUGUCCAAGUGGUAAUUACAGUUAAUUAACUAAACCUUUUUAGUAUAUAUAUAUUUUUUAUUUUUUUUAACUAGGCUGUUGCAGAGAUUCAGGUCAGUGUUAUUUUAAUCCUGCACAUUAGUUGGGAAACAUGUAAGGAAAAAUAUAAGACAACCAUUUCAGGCUAUUCUAGAAGUCCACAGCAAAUGUGAAGAAUUUAGUUUAUUGCAUUGCAAAGAAUUUAUCAUCAGGAAUUCUCUGACACGGAGACCUUCGUUCUACUUUUACAGUGCUUCCAAUAAGUUUUGUUUGUGUGCUGCUGCACGCUAGAAAAUAUAAACACAGUGUUCAUUAAUGAUUGUUUAAUAUUAAUAAAUAAAAGAACAAUUAUUAGAAUAAUACUCCUAAAUGCUUAGUCUUGGAUCCCAUCUUAAAAAGUUUAAUGACAUCCAGAUGGGUUAGAGUGUGUUGACCAUCGUAUAAUGAAGCCAAAUGCUGGAGAUUGUUAAAAAGAACUUUAUCGGGGGUGGUUUGGAUUGAUCCAAAUCUGGUCACAAUGCUAUGUUUAUUAACAUGUAGAUAUGAUUUACAGUGUAAUCUUUAUGGUUUUGUAAAUAUUUUCAGCCCGGACAAUAAAUAUGUUUUGACGAUGACUUUCGUCACAAUCAUUUUUUUUAGUAACUGAUUUCCAGAAAUUCAAAUAAAAUUUUCCCCAAAACAGAUCUCAUCAUGAGUCUAAUCACACAGGGUUGUAGUUUUGUCAGAUUCUCCCCCUCCUUGGCCAUUGUUGGCUGGACCAAAACCUCCAUUAUCUUUGUGCAGCAUUUGGUAAAGAAUCGAGAGCUUUACACACCAAAAAACAUCUGGAUUGUUGUAUUGAUUUGUUGCUUCCUUUCUGUGUUAUUCUUACGCUCCAGAAAGUUUAAAUUCUGCCUGUGUAUAAUUUUGCUGAUUUUAGUCAUCUGGUGCCGAUGUGGGUCUGAGGCUGCUGUUGUCUUUGACUGUUGCAGAGAAAGCUGUGUACAUACUAUGUGUGUGUGUGCGGAAGGGAUGCACUAGGUACCUAGGUGUAGAGGAGACUGUUUUAUGUUGCAUUCUCUUGCUUCUUGCUUAUCCCCUCUCUCUCCCCCUCCAAUCCAACAUAUUAUAUUUUCCUAUACCUGGGAAGUGAAGAGAAAAAGUAUCAGUUUCUUGUUUAUGGGGUGGAAACCGUACCCAGUUAAAUCUGCUUUACACUGAAUCAUGUUUGUGGCUGCUGUCCAAGAGCUGCAGCUUGUACAAUGUUUCCAUGCAUAAUCUAUAUAGAUAUCUCUGUCAGCCAAUGAGCACAGCCCUGCAUGGUCUCUUGCUUAGCUCUCUAGAACCAACCAGAUUUUUCUGCAGAUUGUGGGUCUUUGUGCUGUAGUUGUUAUGGUGCCAGGUAUGCCUUUGCACCCCCUAUUGUGAGUAGGCUGUUAUAGUUUUUAAAACUGUUUGACUUCUUACCUGGAGUCCACUGGCUGCUUCUCCAUGCCUCCACUACAUCCAACAUACGGCCUGCGCAAAGCUUCCAUUAACUCUGUGAGUAAAGGUUUAAGUACAAAGCUAGCUUAUUGGCUGAGUGUGUCAGAUGAUCUUUCAGCCAAUGAGUUUAGCCCUUGCGCUGCUAGACUUCGCUCAGACAUAGAUCUUCCAACUCUCGGUCAUCGAGAUGCAUUGAAUUGGUCAGCGCCUCCAUGCAGAGAUAUAGGAAACCCCUCUAGUGGCUGUCUAAGUGACUGCACCUAACGGUGUUACUAGCCAGCAGUCUAAACCUUUACAAUAAAAUGUUAAAGACAACAUUUACAUUUAAGAGCCUGCUAGGACAGGCUAUGAACAACAGAACCACUACAUUAAGCUGUAGUGGUUCUGGUGACUAUAGUGUCCCUUUAAAAAAUGCAUUUUUCCUCCUGCUUGCCUUGGUGCACAUGAACACUAAAAAUGCAUUUUGACCUUCAUAACAGCAUUUAAACGGUGGGAAAUCGGGAAUUGCAUUUGCACAGAUAAUCAAGGUUAUUUAAUAAAGUGAGAAUUCACACUAAAUAUCUCAUUAUAAGGUCAAAUUAGCUGAAUUGGAAACAUUUUAUAAGUCUGCUAUGCUUUCCGUUCAAAGUUAUUUACUUAAAGGAACACUAUAGUCACCUAAAUUACUUUAGCUAAAUAAAGCAGUUUUAGUGUAUAGAUCAUUCCCCUGCAAUUUCACUGCUCAAUCCACUGUCAUUUAGGAGUUAAAUCACUUUGUUUCUGUUUACGCAGCCCUAGCCACACCUCCCCUGGCUAUGAUUGACAGAGCCUGCAUGAAAAAAAACUGGUUUCACUUUCAAACAGAUGCAAUUUACCUUAAAUAAUUGUAUCUCAAUCUCUAAAUUGAACUUUAAUCACAUACAGGAGGCUCUUGUACGGUGUAGCAAGCUAUUAUCAUAGCUGGGGAUAAGAAAAUCUUAAUUAAACAGAAUUUGCAAUAAAGAAAGCCUAAAUAGGAAGUGUUUAUGGAAGGCUGUGCAAGUCACAUGCAGGGAGGUGUGACUAGGGUUCAUAAACAAAGGGAUUUAACUCCUAAAUGGCAGAGGAUUGAGCAGUGAGGCUGCAGGGGAAUGUUCUAUACACCAAAACUGCUUCAUUCAGCUAAAGUUGUUCAGGUGAGUAUAGUGUCCCUUUUAAGUGAAAAUUCUAAUUUUUUAUCUUUUCCUUACUGUCCAGGAAUCUUAUUUCCUGUCACCUAAAUAUUUGCAUAAAUGUUAUUUUUAAAGCGACUUUGAAUAAACACAAUUGCUGGAGCAUAUGAAAUGGCUAUAGGAUUAUAUAAACAAAUCUGCUUGUCAAUGUAAAUACUUUCCUUUUUUUUUUAUUAUAAAUUCUGCAAUCUCUUUGAGUAGCAUUAACUAAAGUUUAUGUCAUGCGAAAUGUAAUGGCAUUAAAAUAAUUGAUCACAUGCAUGUUUUUUGUUGACAAAGGAAUUAUACUCCCUCAGCCACUCCUUUUAGUUUAUUUGCUAAUCCGUGAGUUGUGGUCAAAUGAAGAAACACAUUUUGAAUGUUUUGAGGCUAAAAUAACCAAAAUAAUGUUGUGAUUUAUAGCAGAGUGGGAGAGUUUUUCCAUAUUAGAUAUUUUAACCUUAUUUUUUUCAUUUUACUUUUAUUUGCUGUUUAGUAGAUACAUGCCAUGUUUUAUAUAUAGUUCUAUUUAGGAAGUUCUGUUGGAUUUUAGAAAGAGCCCUUCUGCAGAAUCCUUUCUAUUCUUGGUGGGGAAAAAAAAUGAAGAACUGUUUCGGGGAUGUGUUUCAAAAAAAUUAAUGAAACAAAUUGCGAAAGAACACUAUGUUAUGCAAUGAAUACAAGCAUGAUUUUAAAAUAUCAAUAAGUCUGAUAUACUUGGAGUUUAAUGUAAACGUUUGGUGUAUAUUUAUGAUCCUGCACCUUUGUUUAAACUCUCCUUGUGUUUGGUUAAAGGAUCACUAUACUAUCAGGACACAAAAAUGUAUUUGUGACCCUAUAGUUCUAAACCCACCAUAUAGGUGGAUUGUUAAAGACUCAUACAUCUUGAAUUUUAAUUAUUAUUUUUUUUUUAAAUUCUUUAUUUUUCAAUGCAUUGUUAGAGGUACAUACAUGUCUGGGUAUGCCACAAAAGCAUAUGCAUGAAUAUAAGAAUAUAACCGUAGUCCAAACAUUCUGUGGUUUGAGCUAAAACAAACAAUGCACAUUUUGGGUUUAACAGGCUGGUUAGUUAUUGCGAGUUGGCCACCUUUACCAGAGGUGGGCGCGGAGACUAUGGAGAAUGGUGCAUUGUUUCAGCACCUGGGUGGUGGUGUGUCACUGGUACAGGAUUUAGGCUUGUAAGCCACCUGUCCCUUUGAGUGGCGUUUGGUACUUGAAAAGAGUCACAUUACCGCUUGCCCAUCUGCACUGUGCGUUUGCUUUUGAGGCAUGUAUGCCCCCUGUUUCAGUGCCGCGGUGUGUCAAGUAGAUUAGUUUAGGCAGUGGUGUAAGGGCUUGGUGUCGUGAAGUAGUCUAUGUGGGGAUGGAGUGUGAUGUGGAGUGUGAGCGUUCAUGUACACACAGGGCUUAGCCCGAUAUGGCUGCUUACUGUGGCUAUGUUACUUCUAUAAGCUAGGCUGGUGGUGUUGGGAGCGCUACUCCAUCAUUUACUAUGCCCUUUAACCCCAGGGCAUUGGGGGGGGGUUUGUGAUCGGAGCGUGGGAUAGCUGCCACUAUGAGUGUGAGUUUAACCUGUUCCAACAGUAUCGGGUACGUGUUAAGUGACAUAAGAGGUUGAGUAACUUGGCAUAUUAAAUAAAACACAAUUAUUAUAGCUUUUUGGUGCUGAUUUGGAUUCAGGUUGCUGGGUUUCUACCCUCCCCGGGCUCAGAGGUGGGGUACUCAUCGGUAGUUUCUAAAUGUGAGUUGGAUAGUCCCUGUGUGGGUAGACCCCAUGAAGUGAGGCCCAUUGCUGACAGAAAGGCUGGCGGGUCCGAGGCCUUGUAUGUCCUCCCAUCUUUGGUAACCGGCAGCGUUCUGGGGGUCGACCAUCGGUAAGUCCGUCCUGUGGUUUGGAGAGGUUUGGUGAUGUGUUGCAUUUCUUUUUAACACAGUAGGGUGGCCCUGCUCAGAUCUUAAAAGACAGAGAAAUGACUGGAUUCAAACCGGUACGGUGUCUUUCCUUUUAAGGCGGUCAGCAGGCCCAUUUUGUCCGCUAGCGUGUGGCAUCUCAGGAUGAUGUUGUGGGGGCUUUCAAGGAUUUGGUUAUUCGGUAGACCCCGGCGAAGGAGAAGUGCCAGGAUGAGGGUAGACACCAGUCUUCUGAUAAAGUGUGGGAGUUCGUCUAGGGAAACAGUCUCAGGGACUCCCCUGAAUUUGAUAUUUUUUCUUCUGCCCCUGUCGUCAAGAAUACUGACUUGGGUGAGGAUGGUGCUCUAGGAUGAUUGUAGCUGUUGCACUUGCUCAUUCAGUGUUGUCAGGCCUUGUUUUAAGGUAAGUAUGUCCUCCUCCUUAGUGUGGGUGCGUGCUGUCGCAGUCUUUACCUCUGUUUUGAGGGUUUCCAGGUCAGUUUGCCUUGCGUUGUUGCCGGAGGUUGCGUUGAAGGAUGGCCAGCAUUUUUUGUAUGUCCCCCUUUAGUUGCAGGUGCUGUUGCCUCCGAUCUGUGUGGGCUAGUGCUCUCUGCUUCAGUGGGAGCUUGGUCGUGGGGAGAUUCUCUAUCCUCUGUUUGUCGGGUUCUGGCCGUGGCUGUCUGUGGUGUUUGCAGCAUCUGGCCUAUGUCCCGCUGCGUCUUGGGGGUGUAUGUCAUCAAUUUGUGAGAUUAGCGCCCCAUCUCCUCUUCUGCGGGUGAGUCCGAGAUUGGGUCUCUCAGGCCCAAGUCGCUCCACACCUAGGAAGCCCAGUCCGCAUUGAGUGGAUGGCCUCCCACACGGUAGGCCCUGAGGCCGCGGCUUUUUUGGUCGCGGAUUGAAAGAAAGGCAUCUGCUGAUGCAGCGUGAUGCUCUCCGUCGCUUUCUAGUCUGCCCUCGGGUGAUUUUGGUUCGAUUCGCCCCUUUAUUUGGUAUAUUGCGUCGGUUUGUUGGAGCUGAGGGAUAUGGCAACUGCUCCAGUUCUCUCACAGGCUCCGCCCCUUGAAUUUUAAUUUUAUUAUAUUUAUUUGCUUUAUAGGACAAAUAUUUCGUCUUUACAGCUAAACCUUUGCAAAAAUUGGUAUGCUGAUAAUAUAAAAUUAAUAGCAGUCAUUAAAUCCAACAUUAUGCAAAAGAGUAUCUUUAUAGAAAUUAAACUCCAGCUGUAUUUAAAUAAGAGCGUUUUGAUUUUUCAUUUAAGAAUUUAAGACCUCCCAAAGUACAAAAACUGAUUUCAGGGAGGUGGCUUCACCAGCAACUGGUGACUCCGUACCCUGUAUUAUAGCAUUCGCAAGAGUAUUAAAGUAACUGCAAUGUUACCUUUUUUAUUUUGGUGGUAAAUCAUUUUGAAAUUUGAAAUAAGAAUCUUUUAAAGAUUCUGCAGUUCUGGAUACAGCAAUUCCAUUCUAUGCUGGUUUAACUGAGAUGGUCUCACUCAACAUAAGGAAAGCCAAUCUAGAAUGAACGGAUCGUAUUACAGAUUUAAAUUUUUUGCAACCUGGUUGGCGGCCCUCCGUUACAUGUGAGAAAUGCAUUAGGUGAACCUGUUCAUUUACUUGUUAAAUUAGAAGUGUUUGACCUUCUCAGUUUCAUGUGUCAUUAGUUGCUGCUUCUACAUGUUUGAAGCGUCACGAUAACUGUCGUGUGCUCAAAAUAAUUUCCAUCAUGUGUGCCGAAGGUCUUGUAUAUGAAUACAUUCAAAGUAAACUUUUAUUCCAGCUGCUACAUGUGCAGUAUGUUUUAUGACGAUCACAUAUUUUUCUACAAAGUAGCAUUGAUGCUUAAUUGUUUGAAAUGUCUAUGUAUAUCUGUAUGUAUGUAUGUAUGUAUAUAUGAUGGGUUGUUUGUUUUUUCAGGGGUCAAGAGGUAGGGCAAGUGACUUACUUUUUAAGUUGGGUAACAUCAUGUUCUGUGAUUCUGUGAACUUACUUUAUAUUUUAUGGAGAAUUAUACGUAGUGCAUGCUCCAAAGAGUAUGAGUGUGUAUAUUUUUAGGAGUUACUCUCCUGAACAGUACCUGCCACCAAUUUAAAGUGGCACCAUCACCCUUUGGUGACUUUGCCGAAUUUGCAAACUCACUGCUGGGACUCUGGUGGCUGACGGGGGCAGGUAAACGUAGGAUUUACUUAAUCUGAACCUGUCCUUCAAGGGCAAGACCAUCUUGAUCCGGUGUGUCAUAGACACAGCCAAUUCCCUGCAGGUGUCCCUUUUCUAUGGGGAGGACCUAAUGCACUUGCCACGCACGCCCAUUACUUCUGUGGAUAGGUGGAAGUACAGCAUGUCUGACUAAUGAAUGGGAAAGGGUUGAGUGGCCUAUGUCCGCCCCAUAGGCCGGCAUAUGAUCUAUGAGAUCAAUUAUUUUAGUACCCAUAUAAGUCAUUAUUAUGUUAUAAGUACACCCAUGUGUUGAAACUGCAGUAAUUAUCUCUACACUUACGUUUUAGUAGUUUAGUGAUGAUUUCAGGACUGUAUUUUGUUUGGUUUUGAGUAUGUGAUGCUCAAACCUGGAACCCUUAAAUACGUUUUUUAAUAUAUAUAAUUUUUAUUUUUUUUUUAUUUUUUUUUUAGUGUCCCAAAAUGAUCCCUUCAUUUUUCUAGUUGACAUGUUUCUUUGAAAUUUGGUGUGAGGGUGGGGACGGUCUCUAAAUUUUGCCAAUCCUAGGGUCACAGAUGUCUGGGUGCAGAGAUUUUUUUUUUUUGUGUGUGUGCCCCCAGGUGGGCGUGGUCAUCUUUACUAACUCAUCCCCUUUGCAACAUCUCCACCUCUCCAUCUAGACACACACUCUCUGACAACACAAGAAAUUGUCCGGUCUUAAUAGGAUUUUUAAUUAUUUAAUUUGUUCAUAAUUUUUUAGUAGUAUAUUUUUAUACAUUAAUUUUUUUUUCUUCUAGAUUUUUAUGUCAUAGGCUUGUCAUUGCCGUAUGUAUUUACUUUUUAUUCUUAUUUUAGUCAUGUACUGCCUUACUUUUAUUAUUUAGGUGAUGUUUUGGUCUAGGCAAUCUACCCCUUUUUGUAUUUUCAUUUUUUUUAAGUCUUCUGUAUUUCCACCAUUUCAGACCGGUUUUAAUUAAUGUAUAAUCUUACUGCUGAUAUUUUGACUGUGUAGAUAGGAUUUUUAUGCCAUAGGCUUGAUGCUUUCAUGCUUCUAUGCUUUUGUAUACUGCCUUAUCAUAUUUUACUGGUUUUAUAUUUCUUAUUUUGAUGAUGUCUUAAUUGAUGUAUAAUGUUGUUGCCGAUAUUUUGACUAUCAAGACAUAUAUUUUUGACAUUUUAUAAGUAGAAGUGAAACGUGUAUGGAUAUGGUGCUAUUUAAUCAUGGAAUUGUUCUAAUUCUGAAUCACUAUUUUUUUUUUUUUUAAAUGUGUGCUUUUUGUUGUUCCCUGUAAUGAUGAGAUGUUUUUAGUACUAAAAAACUAAAUGACUCCUCCACAUAAGAACGUUUUGGGAUAAUGUAUUUGUUGAGUAUAUAUGUAUUUUAUAAAGGAACUGCCGAAUGGAUCAUGACAAAGAUUUGUGCAUAUAAAUGAUGAAUAAGAGUGAGAGGAUUCGUUAAACGUUUGAGAAAGCCCCAAGGGAGGGGCGAAACGCGUCACACGCUAGGAACACGGAAUAUCUUUCUGUCUGCAUUGACGAGACCGGCCACGUCUGGGUAUUUUGUACGGCUUACAUACUUUAUAUAGAAAUGUUACAUUCCCCUGGGCUUACGAGCGGACGAAGGAUUGGACUAUUUGCUGCAUUUGUUUUUGACUACUAUUGGAAUAAAGCAUUUACUUACCUGCUAUCCUGGCUGUCUAUGAAUCCAUUGGAUCCCACGCACUCUGUAUAACUUUUCCAAUGUUGUUUUGCACAAUAUUCAGAGGGAUUUAAUAAAUAAAAUAAGGAAACCGUUAAAUGUAUAAAUUCUUUCUUAUUACAGUUAGGAAAAUACUAUUUGAAACUUGCCGAGGAAGAAAAUGAAGAGGUUAACAGCUGUGCUGCAGUGGACUGGCUUGUCGAGGCUGCCAAACAAGGUCGAAGAGAAGCUGUGAAACUCCUGCGCAAAUGCCUGGCAGACCGUGUAGGUUAGUUUACGCUGUAAUUCUAUAACGGAUAAUAUCACAUACCGUUGGCAUUUUCGCAUUACGUUUGACACACACAAACUUAACUUAGUCCUCUUGCAUUAUAAUAGUAAUACUCCAGGGUGCUGGCUGAGUUUUUGGUAAAUUUCAGAUGUUUUAAUUAUGUUUUCUACCACUGAAAAUGAACUCAAGAGGUCCACCCUGCAAUCCGCCAUAUACACCAUCACAAAAGUGUGAUCCGGGCUGUGUGUAGAAAAAAUAAAAUAAAAAAAAAUAAAAAUCGGUGGUGGUAUGGCUACAUUAAUUUUAUUGAAAGUUUCCACUUUUCCUAUGGGAUGAGUGCGAUGAGGGAUAAACUACUUAUAUCCUAAAGUCCUGUCCAGCAGAGGAUUACGGGAGACAAUUAGACCACGUGGUCCAGAAUGAGUGGCUCUUGAUUGGCAGAUGUUUUUGUUAGGAAGAAAUCAGGCUCUCUGUUGUUUGGAAAGGUUGUGUGCUUUUUUUUUUUUUUUUUUAUACAUUUAUUUAAUUUUAAUUAUUUGCAUAAUUGAAUGCAUUAUAUAGAUAUGUCAAACAUUGAGAAAAAUCUUUAUGAAAUACUCACAUGGACUAUGUUGGAAUUUCACUUAAAUUCCAACUCUGUCAAGAGAUAUAAGAUAUAAGGGACUACUUUUGUAUUUGGCAUUUUACCAAUGCCUGACUAAACUGACAAAGGUUGAUGGAUGUACCAUCAUCAAGUUUUGUCAUUUUUUUUUUCCCCCAGCCGUCAAUAGUGACGACUGUAAAGAAAAAAGGUAUUGUCUAUGGCAGCUCCCGUGGUCUUGCGGGAUCCUCCAUAGAUAUCAGUGUUAUACUCUGGUGCAUGUGCAAGAGUACGACACUAGCGUGGACUAUUACACUUGUCUUGCAGUUGCCAUAUUUUAAAAAAAAUAAUAAUAAUUAUAAUUAUUUGGUUGUUCUUCUAUAAAGUGCUUGCAAUAUUUUGUGGAGGGUGAGCACACCCAAUGGGCACAGUCUCGCCAUCUCCCAUUUCUGGUGAUAAUCUUAAAAGGAAACUAUAGGCUAGGAAUACAAAAUUGUAUUUCUAGCUCUAUAGCUCCCUAUAGUGCCCCCUCUUGUUUGCACACAAAGGUUUAUUUAAAAUUGCAGGGUUAAACUGACCGGUGCACGGCACCCACACCACUUUAAAUGGUCUGGGUGCCUAUAGUGUCCCUUUAAGUUUAUAACUUUGGAAUUUUGUGGAAAGCACAGUUCUAGAAAUGUUUAGUAAAGUAUUUGUGUAUGUGGGUUUUUAUUUUUUCGUUUUAUUUUUGUUUUUUCUGUGUGUCAAAUUUGUGCAUUAUACGUUUGAAUAGGAAUAGCUUAGCAGACCACAAUAUAUUUCUCCACCAGUAAGUGUACUCCUCCUUGGCAUUUUCUUCUGGUUUCUGCACAAUUAGACCAUAAGCUCCCAACUCUGACUCCACAUUAAAAUGACAACUAGAUUUGUUUUCUUUAAGGAAUAACCACUGAAAAUGAAGAUGAAAUUAGAAAACUCUCCUCCGAGACGGACCUGGAAAGGGCUGUGAGAAAGGCAGCAUUGGUCAUGUACUGGAAACUGAACCCAAAAAGGAAGAAGCAGGUACCCGUCUCCGAAAUAUUGGAAAACGUUGGGCAGGUCAAUGCAGAAGGUUAGUACAUAUUGGCAAAUCAAUAAUAAUUUAAAGCAGGGCUUGACAAAUUUGUUUUGAAUCUAGGAGCCAGAUUUUUGUUUUUUUAAAACUAGCAAAUUUUAUUUUACGAGAAAUAUAAAAUUCUUAAAGGGACACUAUAAUCAUUGGAACCACUACAGCUUAAUGUAGUUGUUCUGGUGCCUGUAGCCUGUCCCUGUAGCCUUUUCAAUGUAAAUCCUGCCUUUUCAGAGUAACACCUCUAGUGACAGUCACUCAGACACCACUAGAGAGUCCUGUGUCAGUGCUGCACAGUGUGCAGCACCUUUGUUCAGCGUCUCCACGCUCUGAAUGGAGGUGCUGAAUGUCACAUAUAGAAAACCUGCCCAAUAUCCUCCCUAUGCUUUCCUAUAGGAAAGCAUUGGUUUAACGGAGAUCUUAAAGAUUAAUUAUCUCACCCAUGAAGGCAGGACAAGCCACGAAAAACUGGCAUGGCAUGGGAAAGAAGGUGCGUAAACACCUCUCGUGAUCGGAGGGGUGCAGGUACCUAAACAGAUACAAGACACACUUUCUGACACUGACACACACACACGCUGACAGACACACGCACAUUUUCCAUUUUUAUUUGAUCCACGCAGCCUCCCUAACUUUGGGAGAGCUGAGUGGAUUUUCCCUGGGGUCCAGUGGGGCUGCUCGCUCAUCCUGCAUGUGAGGGAGCAGUGAUCUUCAAGCGGCUCCUCUCUGCUCCCUGUAGUGAUGCUGGGAGCCGGAAUUCCAGCUCAAGGCAUCUUUAAACAGCGCGAGGGAGCAGAGGGGAGCCGCUUGAAGAUCACUGCACUCUCGCAUGCUGCCCCAGCCGAUCACAGCGAUGUUCUCUAGGGCGUACGCCUGCAUGCUGCCCCUGGUGGCCACCUCCAUGAUCCCAGGGUGGCUCCAUUGUUCACCCAUCCUGUCUUUAGCUAAAGGACUUUAAAUCCCAGGCGCUAUGGCAAAGUUUCUUGUCGCAAUGGCGUCCGGGAUUUGUCGAGCCCUGACUUAAAGGGACACUCUAGAAGCACGUUAGACCCGCUGGACUAUAGACACCAAAAGCACUUUAGCUUGCUAUAGUCCCUUAUGUGUGAUGGGUGUUUGCUUUUUGUAAAAUAAAAAGAGUGGGGGGAGGAAUGCAGAUUUCAAUAGAAGAUUAACCUUGUUACACUCCCCCAGGCUGUCAAGACAAUCGGUCUUGUUACUUCUUUGUUGUUUUGCUCAGUGUAUCUAAAUUCAAGAGGCAGCAUUUGCCCAGAGCACCCACCUUGCAAAGUCUUCUCAUUGAGCUGAAUUGAGAGAUCUGUGAUUAGAAAGCCACAGAAAGUCUGGGCUUGGGAAUAAGGAACACUGCAUCAGACUUGAAAUCUGCAGCUUUUGUAAGCUGUAUUUAGAAAUACCGCCCCAAUUUCUUUAAAUGCAUGCAUGUUUUCAUUUGGAAUUUAGCUACUAAAUUACUGAAUUUAUUUAUUUUGUAUGUGGGCAGUGUCACUUUAAUGAGAGCCCAAUUGCUUUAUAGUUUGUGUUUAAAAAGACGUUUUAGUGACAGGUCGGACAUAAGUGAUCUAACCUUGGCGACAACCAAUAAUUUCUUAUUAUUUUUAUUUUUUUUAUACAUUUUAUUUAAUUUUAAUUAUUUGCAUGAGAUUGGGUGUUUUUUGUGGAUGACUUGCUCACGCCUGGAGAAAAUGGCAGACAGGUAUUGGUUUUAUUGAUGUUUGGCACCUCAAUGUAGUGACACAGACAUUGUCCACUAAUCUGGCAUUGCCUCUGUUUAUGUUGCUUAGAUGGCCUAAUGAAAGACUCGAUACCUUUAUGUGAAAUAACUGGUGUGGUCUAGUUUACAAACAGUAUGCCACGAUAGAGGUAGUUUAAACCCGGAUCCUGAUAUCUCUAAAACUAGACAUGAAUCCAGCAAUACAUUGCUACAAAAUAAGAACGUUGUAAUUUGAGCUUGUGACUGUCCACAAACCUGGUUAAAGUUAACUUGGAGGUUAUUAUUGUGUUCGACUGGUGUAGUACAGUGCAAAUUAGUCUUUAUACUAGUAGGACCGAACAUGUUUAUUAAUUUCAUCGCAAAUCGGUAUUUGUGCAUGACAACAAUAAAAAGAAUACUUUUUACUAUUUGCUAAAUUGGAGAAUUGCUUAGAACUGCAUCAAUUUGCCAGAGGAGGCUUGGUGCAUUCUGUGAAAAUUAUGCAAAGUUGUAAUGGUUCUAUGAGUUUCCUUUCAAAGUACACUUUCUAUAUUGUUUUAUUAUUUAUCUAGAAGUAAAUUUGGGUGAUCCGACUGAACCCUUAUUCGGGUCUCUGAUUUUCUGUUUCAGAUGCUGUAAAUCAGUCAGGCCCAGUUCCAAAGGCUACACAGAAGCAGCGCCGGAUGUUGGAACGUUUAGUUAGUUGUGAACGUGAGUAGAGUCUAGAGUCACCCUAUUGUUUAUCACAGUAAAUGUGCUGGAUAGUUUGGGAUAUAUUUUACUCUAAUUAUUUAUUUUCUGAAAAACUGAUAAUAUAAUCUUGAUGUGAUGUCUGAAGGGAGUUACUACAUCCAAGAGUCAGGGCCAGGUUUCCCAUUAGGAGGAGUUGGUACCUGCCUAGAGGCGCAUAUUUACAGCAUUUAUAAUGUGCCUUUUUGGAGCUAAAGUGGGCUAGUAGCGGACUAUGUACCAGGACCCGUGGCCAGUAUCCAGUGUAGUCUAGUCUGCUUCCUAGGCUUUUAUAGCAGUGCUGCAGGCACAGUUAUCGAGGAUGUAAGACUCUUCCCAUCCCCUCCAGUGUCUGCGUCUGAGGCUCAACAGGAAGUGGAAGGGUAACUUUCAAUCCGCCCACUAACGGCCACUCACUCAGGAAAUGUAUUGCAGGAGGCGUAGGGACAUCACUGAGUGAUGCACCCUGUAUAACCCCUCUUGCAUCUCUAUUAUUCAUCUUAUCAAUAAUUUAGCAAAUAACCCCACAAGCUCCAUAUGCUUGUGUCUUAAACACCCCUCUUUCCAGAACCCUGCAUUUACCCCCUCCUGAAACCUAAACAAACUCUUUACUUAGUCACACUUUUAAGCACUCAAAGUCUAACACUAGGGAACAAAAACCUUUUUAUAAAUGAAAUACCCCAGUAGUGAAUGUAAACUACUCUAACACUAAAACAGAACAGUAAAAUAAGGUUGCGCCUUAAAUAUACAGUAAAAUAUAUAAAAUUUAAUAUAAAAUAUUAAUGUAAAAUAAAUAGUUGUCAGUAGUCCAAAACACUUAUCAUAAGUCCGUAAUGGUAGGUGCCACGUAUGAAAACAGGGAUUCUGAGAUGUUAAGUGGAGUAGGUCUUCACAAUUAUGUGCUUGAGAUCCAGUAGAGCAUAUGUAGAAAAAGAACAGAAACAGGACUCCAAUGGCACAGUAUAUAGAUGAAUAAAAUAAUAUAAUAAAAUUAAAAUAGUCUUACUCACACUUUUCAGAGCUAAAACCUAGCUCUGAUAUUGCGCACGUGAAGUGGAAUAAUCCUCACUCAAGGAUAUGCGGAGUAAUAUUUUGAUUGGCGAAUAUCUGGCUCAAAUUCAGCGUCCGAAUUGGUGUUAUUUGACCCAGGGAAAAAAAGUAAUAAAAUAUAGUGCUCUCUGUAUAGUAACUAAAAGUUGUAAAAUAUACUACUCACAUUAUUUAGAGCAGGCUACUGCUUGGUGUAAGCGCAUGGGUGGUAUAAUCCCCACCUAUGGAUUCUUUAGGCUUCUCGUAAAAUAUGCAGUAUGUGUAUAGUCAGGUGAAAAAAGAAAGAAAAUGGCAAUAAAGUAUUUUAUGCCAAAAUAAUUUCUUUAUUAUAAAGUAGUAAAAAUAGUAUCUAAACACGUUUCGCCUCAAGGGCUUCUUCAAGUAGAUAAUAGUAAAAAAGGGAACACACCUGACAUGCAAAGGUUUAUAUAAGAUACAAUAAUGCUAUGGAAUUUUGAAAUUCCCGCCAAAAUGACGUCAUAAACACCAUAAUAUUAAAACACAAAUCAAAACAAUGAAUAAAACAUAGAUUUCAGUAAAUACAUAUAAUAUGAGGUAGGUACAAUGAUUAAAAUUCUAAAACGAGGGUUAUAAAAGGUUUAAAAUACAUUGGAAAAGCGAUCACGUGACGCGUGGCUAAAACCACUUCCGCGUCACGUGAUGCUCAAUCAGGAGGUGGAAGGGCUGUCUCAUCUGAUCGGCAGGAGUAUAGAAGGCAGAAAUCUGAUGCUAAAACCGCUCCAAUAUUGCCAAUCAUUUUUGACUUCAAUAACAAACUUCAAUAACAAAAGUAAUGUUAUGAAGAAGAUAAAAAAAAAAAAAACAUUGGCAUAUAUUAAAACAAGAUGAUACUUUGGCUGGAAUUAUCCCUGAGAAACCACACGUUCUAUUUAGAGGGGCACCCAGCUUUAAGUCUAUUCUUACAAGUAAUUACACUAAAUAUAAGCAAAGCACUUUAUCCCCUAGCCCCUCUACCUUUUUAACUAAACCUAGCGGGUUUUUUAAGUGUAACAGAUGUAUAGUCUGUAAACGUACUAGCGAUACUAUUAGAUCUAAAACUACAUCGUUUACAUCAACAAUCACACAGAAAACAUAUCAAAUAAAACAUUUUAUUCACUGUAAUAUGAAAAACUUAAUCUAUCUUCUGGAAUGUCCUUGUGGGCUUCAGUAUGUGGGUAUGACCACUAGGGAUUUAAAAACAAGACUAGCUGAACACUGUAGAAAUAUUUUAAAAGGUUACGAGAAUCAUUCAGUCUCAAAACAUUUUCUACAACAUGGAAAAAAUCAAAAAUAUCUUAAAUGUAUCGGUAUAGACACUUGCAAUGUCCCAUGGAGAGGAGGAGAUAUUAAAAAAGUUUUAGGUAAAAAAUAAAUGGAAUGGGCAUAGAAUCUAAAAACCCUUGCCCCCACAGGGCUAAAUAUUGAUUUUGAUCUUUUUAAUUUUUUAUAAUAAAUAAUUAAUCUUAGAUUCCUUAUAUUUAUUAUAUAUUACAUAUAUUUAUAUAAUUUUAUUUUUAUUAUUCUUCUUACCAUUCUAUCUCUUGUUUAUAUACACUCAAAAUGUCUGUAUGUUUAUAACAGCUCUUAUGUGUAUCUUUCUUCUUUUUAUUAUUCCUAUUAUUUUUAAUACUAAUAUAUUUUUUUUUUAUUAUUUUUCAAUAUCCAAUCAAAAUUAUUCUUUACUCUGUGUAAUUUAUUAAAAAUAAGUUGUUAUUAUUGCCCACUUUGGGCUUUGAACUUGAAUACUGCUAGGACAGCUGUCUGCCUGCUUAUGCAGGCAGACAGCAUGUUUCAUGUGCCAGUGCUGUCCCUAUUGCUGUCUGCCUGCUCGUGCAGGCAGACAGCCUGAUUUCUGCCUUCUAUACUCCUGCCGAUCAGAUGAGACAGCCCUCCCACCUCCUGACGACGCAUGCGUUCCAUUCAGACGGAACGCAUGCGUUUCAUAGAGCAUCACGUGGCGCGGAAGUGGUUUUAGCCGCGCGUCACGUGAUCGCUUUUCCAAUGUAUUUUAUAACCUUUUAUAACCCUCGUUUUAGAAUUUUAAUCAUUGUACCUACCUCAUAUUAUCUGUUUUAUUCAUUGUUUUGAUUUGUGUUUUAAUAUUAUGGUGUUUGACGUCAUUUUGGUGGGAAUUUCAAAAUUCCAUAGCAUUAUUGUAUCUUAUAUAAACCUUUGCAUGUCAGGUGUGUUCCCUUUUUUACUAUUAUCUACUUGAAGAAGCCCUUGAGGCGAAACGUGUUUAGAUACUAUUUUUACUACUUUAUAAUAAAGAAAUUAUUUUGGCAUAAAAUACUUUAUUGCCAUUUUCUUUCUUUUUUCACCUGACUAUACACAUACUGCAUAUUUUACGAGAAGCCUAAAGAAUCCAUAGGUGGGGAUUAUACCACCCAAGCGCUUACACUGAGCAGUAUAAACCUGCUUUAAAUAAUGUGAGUAGUAUAUUUUACAACUUUUAAUUACUAUACAGAGAGCACUAUAUUUUAUUUAUUUUUUCCCUGGGUCGAAUAACACUAAUUCGGACGCCGAAUUUGAGCCAGAUAUUCGCCAAUCAAAAUAUUACUCCGCAUAUCCUUGAGUGGGGAUUAUUCCACUUCACGUGCGCAAUAUCAGAGCUAGGUUUUAGCUCUGAAAAGUGUGAGUAAGACUAUUUUUUAUUUUUUUUAUUUUAUUCAUCUAUAUAUUGUGCCAUUGGAGUCCUGUUUCUGUUCUUUUUCUACAUAUGCUCUACUGGAUCUCAAGCACAUAAUUGUGAAGACCUACUCCACUUACCAUCUCAGAAUCCCUGUUUCCAUACAUGGCACCUACCAUUACGGACUUAUGAUAAGUGUUUUGGAUUACUGCCAACUAUUUAUUUUACAUUAAUAUUUUAUAUAUUUUAUAUGUUUUACUGUAUAUUUUAGGCGCAACCUUAUUUUACUGUUAUGUUUUUGUAUUUCAUCUUACCACUAGGGGAUUAUUGGGGACUCCCCUUUGAGGAGUGCAGCCUUAUUACUAUUAUUUUCUUGUGUGGCAAUCUAGCGCUGAUUUCUUUCUUCCUAUUCUCUUUAGUUUACUCUAACACUAAACCCAAUUAUUCUGAACACCCCUUAUACAAAAACUCUAACCCCUCUCAAGUUUUUGAUUCUUUAAACACUAAACACCCUAUGUAAUCUAACGCUGACAUAAAGAAGAAACAUUUAGAAAUUCCACUAUUGGGAGUGCCAGUAUUUUAUUUUUAUUUAUUUUUUAUGUGUGUGUGUAUAUACCAAAAUCAAAUUUAAAUCUUUAAAGUUUUUUAGUUUUUUUUUUUUUAAAGUUUUCUGGGAAUUUUGUAUUUUGUAUUUUUUAGUUUUUUUUAAUAUGCUUACAAUGUCCAUUUAAUACAUUAAACAGUUGUUUUUUUUUUUUUUUGGGAGGAGUGCAUGGGUAACAGGAGGUUCCUUUAAAUUUUGUGUGUACUGGCACAUGUUUUGUAACUUCUAAUUUGAUGUGAUCUUAAAAAGUCAAUCUUUUAAUUACAAACGGUAAUAUACCACACUAUGGUCUGCCUGUGUAUCUAUAUUUCAGGCCAGAUCUGUAUUCCACUUGAUGAUAAAAUUACUCUGUGUGCCCCCACCCCCCAUUACAGCUUGUAUUUAUUUCACUAUAAUUAUGUUGUGCUGAGUGACUUGACACAGGGUUAUAGUAACAAUCAUUUUCAAGAACAAUCUUCACUUUUGUCUAUUGUUUUAAUCUUUCAAUGUUUCAGCUAAAAGCCACAUUGAGCUGGAUGAUUUCGUUGAAAUCACAAAAAAGUAUGCAAAAGGCAUCGUCCCGACCCACUUAUUUCUACAUGACGACGAUGAUGAUGAGUUUUCCGGAAAAAGUCCGGAAGAAUUACCCCUUCAAAAGAAGGUAUAUGUACUGAAUUGGGAAACCUCAUUCUACUUUCUUGCUUGAAAUCGAUAUAUGGUGUAAUAUUUUAAUACAUGUACUACUACAUGAUGCUUUUCCAGAGGUUGUCAUUCUGAAAUCUACCUUUAGGACAUCUCUGGUGAUGGACAUUUUGGCCAGCCUGACUUAAAUUUAUUGUAGGUUUCCUUGUUGAUAUAUAGCCAUUCAUAAAUGAGCACAAUUCUAAUUAUGCUAAUUAGUAAGUUAACAUGUUUUCUCAAUAAAAUGUUAACAUGCCUUUCAUUGUCUUUGUCUUCUUCCUAGAUCAUGAAAUAUCCACUCCACGUCAUCACCGAACUUAAAGAGUACCUUAUUGAUGUAGCAUCUAAGGCCGGAAUGCAUUGGCUGUCAACGAUUGUGCCAACACAUCACAUCAAUGCCCUUAUCUUUUUCUUUAUUAUCAGUAACCUUACCAUAGAUUUUUUUGCCUUUUUUAUUCCUCUAGUCAUUUUCUACUUGUCUUUUAUCUCCAUGGUGAUUUGCACACUCAAGGUAUUCCAAGACAGUAAGGCCUGGGAACACUUUCGCACAUUCACUGACCUUUUACUUCGGUUUGAACCAAAUUUGGAUGUUGAACAGGCUGAAGUCAACUUUGGUUGGAAUCACUUGGAGCCAUAUUUUUACUUCCUCAUGUCUGUUUUCUUUGUGAUAUUUUCUUUUCCAAUUUCAGACAGGCACUGGAUUCCUUGCUCAGAACUGGCCACCAUUUCUGUUUUCUUUACGAUCACCAGCUACUUAAGCUUAAGUACAUGCGCAGAACCAUAUACCAGGAGAGCACUGAUGACUGAAGUGGCUGCUGGAUUGCUUUCUCUUGUGGAUAUCAUGCCUGAAUCUUUGUCCUAUAUUCAGCUACUUGGCAAAACGUUUUUCACUGUGCCCAUAGGUCACUUUAUCAUAUUUCGCCUAAGCCUCCCAUGUAUUCUAUUCAUAUACUUAUUCUAUCUCUUCUUUAGGAUGGCACGGUUAAGGAAUUUCAAAGGUGUCUAUUGUUACCUGGUGCCAUAUUUAGUGUGUUUCAUGUGGUGUGAACUGUCUGUUGUAAUCCUUCGGCAAUCUACGGCCAUUGGCCUUAUACGUGCAUCUAUAGGCUAUUUCCUUUUCCUAUUUGCUCUCCCUAUACUCUUGGUGGGCAUUGCUGUGAUGUGUGUUGUCCAUUUCAUAAGGUGGUUUAUAGCGUUAGAAAUUACCAAGAUCAUGGUUACUGUGGUUUUGUGCACCAUCCCUCUGCUUAUUCGCUGGUGGUCAAAGGCCAACUAUUCCUUGCUUGGAAUGGUUAAAUCGCUCACUAGGAGCUCUAUCGUAAAGCUAAUAUUGGUAUGGAUCACUGCUAUUGUAAUGUUUUGUUGGAUUUAUGUUUAUCGCUCUGAAGGAAUGAAAGUUUACAACUCCACCUUAACAUGGCAGCAGUAUGGAUUUGUAUGUGGACCCAGGGCUUGGAAGGAAACCAACAUGGCACGAACCCAAAUUUUGUGCAGCCAUUUGGAAGGCCAUCGGGUUACCUGGACAGGCAGGUUCAAGUAUGUUCGUGUUACUGAAAUUGACAAUAGCGCAGAGUCGGCUGUAAACAUGCUCCCUCUCUUAAUUGGUGAUUGGAUGCGAUGCCUAUACGGUGAAGUAUAUCCAGCCUGUGAACCACAAGAUGUUACAAUAGAAGAAGAGGAACUCUGUCGCCUCAAAUUUCUCUCUAAACACAAGUGCCACAUGAAAAAAUUUGAUCGGUACAAAUUUGAGAUAAGUGUGGGUAUGCCUCUUAACGGCAAAAAUGGUAACAAGAGUGAAGAAGAUGACAUUACAAAAGAUAUAGUGCUAAAAGCAAGUAAUGAGUUCAAAACGGUGUUACUGAACCUGAGACAAGGCAGCAUGAUAGAAUUUAGUACCAUUCUGGAAGGUCGACUUGGCAGUAAGUGGCCAGUGUUUGAGCUGAAAGCCAUCAGUUGCCUAAAUUGCAUGGCCAAACUUACUCCUGCAUCAAGACAUGUGAAAAUUGAACACGACUGGCGGCGUAACGUGCAUACAGCCAUUAAGUUUGCUUUUGAUUUUUUCUUUUCCCCGUUCCUUUCUGCUGUAUAGAACUGUGGAACUGAUACAGCUAUGGGUCACUGCUUAAACCAAAGUGACAUUUAUCAUUCGUAGCUUUAACCGUUUACUCCAUGUUGCACUUAGUUGACUGUCCUGUUGUAUAUUUUCUUUAGGGAAGAAAUGUAUGCCGUUUCACUGAUUAUACAUCAUGUUUAAAGAGGACAUUUUGUUGCACGAGAGUCUAUUGUUGCUUGGAAAAUGGAUACGUUUGCAGUUAAUUUUUGAAAGCGAAACAUUAAAUAGAAGAAUUUCGCCACUUAACUAGAAAGUACCGGUGCAGACAAAAAGCUUAAAGUGUGUGUAAUAAAAUACUAGUAAAUUGAUACUGUAGAAAUAGAAACGUAUGCACUAAAACUAUACACUGCAACAAAAAGAGCAGCGAAUCUGCCUUGAAAUAUGUGCGUUGUGAGCGUUAAUUACAAUCACUGACCGUUUGUACUUUUCAGUUACAUUGACUGUUAUUUGUAUUAAAUUAUGUUUUCCAUUGUAAAAAGCAUUAAUUUCUCCCCAACCCGUUCCAGAGCUUCAUUUAUCAAUCUCACUUUACUGUGCUGGAAAACAUUGGGAGACAGUGACAAGCAAGCACCUUCAACAGAGAAUGCCUUAAUGUUUUAAUCCUUGUUAGAACUUACCUCCUGCACCCCAUUAAAGAGUGAAUCUGGUCAGUGAGUGUAAUCUACAUUGAGGAGGCGAUCAGUGACUUUAUAUAUAGAGGGUCUAGAUAAUUAAUAAACUGGGUGCAUUCAAUUUUGUUGUUAUCGAGCUACAUUGUUAAACGCUAAUAUUGCCGUACAAUUGAAUUUAUUUCAUAGGUUAAAUACACUUUAAAAAAAAAAAAAAAAAAAAUCGGAGUGGAAUAAAACAUUACAUAAUAAUAUAUAGAAGUACAACUUUUUUUUUUUUAGUAUUUUGAUCACGAGGUUUAGGCAGAUCAGCAUAUACAAGUCACAACACAAUUUAAAAAAAAUAAUUCAAUUUAAUUUACAGAGGAUUUUAAUGACACAUUUGCUGCAUUCCUUGUCACUGAGAUGCCAGUGAAGGUUUUAUUCAAUCUGGCUUAAUGGAACCAGAAGACGGGUUUGAAAGACACUGUCACAGUCUCGCAAGUGCAAGCUCUUGUCCAAAUAAACACUGGCACCAUCAUUUGUUUGCACCUGACACCCUAUAUAUUCUUUAAUGUGAGUGCAAUAAAUAUGUAUAUUUGUUUAUAUAUAUCAUGGUUAUAUAUUCUUUAUAACUUUCAUUGAAAUCUUGUCAAAGUUACAUAGAACAACACAAUGAGGCAGAAAUAUGGUACAAUAUUUGUUGUCAACAUGCAUUGAAGACAAAAUUAGUAGUGAGGCCUCAAAUGUAUGCACAAACUGAUAACGGGAACUAAACCAGUAACGCUAUUUGUUUAGUUUUAAAGUUUGUCUAGUUGACUGUGCCUUCUAAAUCUGCACUUGCUCCUCAUUCUAAAAUAAUUCUGGUUUUAUUUCAAACUUACAAUUUAAAAAAACAUUUAACAAAAAGAGGAUAACAAAUGGCUCAAUUUUCUUGUUUUUAUUUUCUCUGUAAAUAGUUGUAUUGUCUGAAAAAUCAGGAUUUUUUUUUUUUUUUUUUUUUCAUGCAGUUAUGUGAAUUUUCUAAAGUUGUGUCAUUUAUUAUGGGCGUUAACAUGUUUCUUUUUUGUUUUUUGUUUUUUUUGGUAAGAACAUAAAUAUUUCUGCUAAAUUCUCCAAACUUUUUUUUCAUUUCUGAUGUUUUCACUUAAAUAACAUUUAACAGUUCCUUGUCAAUGGAUUAAAUAUUGUUUGGUUCUACUAAUACACUUGUUCUGCAGAAUACUGAAACCUGUUUUAACACUACGCAUGAUGAAAAUAACGUCACUUCCACGUGUUCAUAUUUAGAACAGAAAAAGUAUUAUGACAUGCAAAUUACAGUAAAAUGAUGCCUUAUUAAUUCUUAGAUUCCCAAAGUAUCAUGUUUUGUUUUUUUCUUUUUGCACUGUGCUAUAUUGUUGAAUAUCACCUGUGUAUUUUUUUAAUUUGUGAAGGGCUUGCCUCCAUUAAAUGUAUGUAUUCCAGAACGGAUGUGUCGCCAUUCAAAGCAUGUAUAUACUUUGUGACAUAACAUUAAAAAUAAAUGUAAACAAAAUUAAUGGACACAAGUGAAAGGUUAGCCACUGCCAUAUGGUUUCGCGGCUUACAACAUGUCUUGAGAUGUACAUUUUUUCAGCAGUAAGUAACAGGUAGAGCCUGCAGUUAAAAACGUUUUAUUUUCCAUUUUUGUUGCCUUG
This is a messenger RNA of Pelobates cultripes (western spadefoot toad), 31029 nucleotides long. Lineage: Eukaryota; Metazoa; Chordata; Amphibia; Anura; Pelobatidae. The record is from the annotation of a GenBank genome assembly.